Molecule: messenger RNA, 1977 nt
Organism: Theileria equi strain WA
Lineage: Eukaryota; Apicomplexa; Aconoidasida; Piroplasmida; Theileriidae
Product: protein kinase domain containing protein
Exons: 1
Coding region: 412-1977 (521 amino acids)
Biological process (GO): mitotic DNA damage checkpoint signaling; protein phosphorylation
Cellular component (GO): nucleus; cytoplasm
Molecular function (GO): ATP binding; protein serine/threonine kinase activity
Source: RefSeq, a predicted model, not a curated record
GCAUUAAAUAAACGUUGCAGAUAUAACCAUCUUACUUGUGUUGUUUGAUAAUAUAUAAUUGAGAAGAUGGUUUUGGCUCCACAUAGAAGCUCGGAUUGUUGCUAAUUACUUUUAUUUUCCAAUUUCAUAUUUCGUUUUUAUAAUACACGCUUUUGUUUGACAUUUUUACAUCACUAGAUCGCUAUAUUGUAUAUAGUUACUAAAUUGCCAUUAUAUUACUGGAUUCCUUUCAUAUUUAGCAUGUUGUUGUAGAAUUUCCCGUGCAUGAUCCCUCACUGUUACUUUAAUUCAGAUUAAUCAAAAAUUUGUUCUAAUCCUCAAUACACACUUAUAGAAGGCAUAUUCAACAGUAUCUGUUCAGGAAGGAUUUAUAGAGUUGCUAUACAAAGCACUAAAUGUAGUAAAAUUAAUAUGACUCGUUCUACAAGCAGUACAAUAGAAGAUAGUGGUUUACUACCUAUAUCUAAUGAUCACACAAACAUACAAGUUUCAAAAGAAAAUGAUUUAAAUCAAUUAACAACCCUAUGCCAAGGUCAUUAUUGUGAACUUUGUUCGUCAGAAUCAACCGAUUUUUUGUCGACAUUCGUAUUGCCGAGUACUGUAGUAUCAAGCAAUGGAAUUAUUUCAGUCCAUAGAAAUUUAGCGGAUAAAAUAGAUGUCCACGAAGGAUUGGAUUUCUCGACACUAUUGGAUAUACCGAAAACAGAAAACGAUGAUAAAGGCUAUAAGGCGGAAGUAAAUAAAAUCGGGAGAAGAGGUUCAUGGCCAAGUGUAUUCUACGAUGUAGAUUUAAAACCUGGUUAUCAAAUAGAUGAAACACUUGGACUAACCACUCGAGAAAGAAAACAUUCCGAUGUACACUUAGAAACAAAACCCAAUCGCUCACCAUGGAGUUCUUUGAUCAAAAGAAUCAGAACAAGGAACAAGAAGGGAUCAAAUACAAAGAUAAAGUCCGAACCCAGUAUCAAUGGAACGGAAAUUCUUGUACGCUCCCCUUCAAACGAUCGCGUUCCUGAUGUUUUGAAAAACGAUGCUCCCCAAACACAAUAUGCGCAAUUCAAGCCUCUAACUAAGCUUCUUAAGAAUCCAAAGGCAAAGGAUGUUAAGUACAUCUCUAAUGGAACGCAUUCCGCAGUGGUUAGAAAGGGACGCCAUAAAGAGGAUGUGUUGGCUAUAAAUUAUGGACUUAUUCGAAUAAAAAAUUGUACUACAAGUCAGGAAUACGAAUGUAUUGAUAAAGACAGUGGAUCUAAUUAUAUAGUCAAAGUUGUAGAUGGCAAAUCACCCUGUGUUAAUCUUUAUGAGCAACUAUGCGAAACAUAUCACCCCAGCUUCGUAAAUGUUGUCCAAAUUUUGGAGGAUUCUAGACUAUUAUACAUUCUUCUUGACAAUUCUUCCGCUAUGACGUCUCUCCACGAGUUCUAUAUUUCAACUCCGCCAAAAUCAAUUACAGUUUCGAUGUUGCAUGAUAUAUUUUCCCGUAUUCUAAAGGGAUUAGCAUUUUUGCAUUCUAGAGGCUAUGUCCUUGGCUCACUUUCUCCUGAAUCAGUUCAGGUUCUCAUGGAUAGAAAGACUGGAAAAACUUCUGCGAUAAUAAGUGGUAUUGAUUCUGCUGUUCUUCUCGACAGUGGCUACAUUGACCCUUUUAUUUCUGAAGAUAGAAUAUCAGCAUAUUAUGCUCCGGAGGUUUCGGAACAUAAAGUAUUCUUGUCGAGUGAUUUAUGGUCCUGUGGAGUCAUGCUCUACCAGCUAGUUGAAGGCAGAUUGCCUUAUGAGGACCGUUAUAAUGGAGUUUGGGAUAACAAUUGCCUAUCUCGUUCUAAAAAUAUAAACCUAGAGUUCAAGUCUGAACUUUGGAGCGCUAGCGUAGAAAUGGCCGACUUCUGCAUCAGAGCCUUGCAGAUAGAUCACCACAGACGCAUAUCAAGUGCGAGUGAAGCCUUGAUACACCCCUGGAUUGUAAAUUAUACACAUUGA